CCUCACCGCCCCUCCCUGCUGUGCGCUCCGAGGCCCGCGGUCUCUGCCCCUCCUUCCUCGCCCCAAACUUUGGCGGGCGGCCGGGCGACACCACGAGUUAUUUCCCUGCUAUUUCCCGGCCCGGAGCUCUUGGCCCCCGCUCCUCUGGUUUCCUUUCCGAGCGAGUCUGGGAGGAGCCGAGCGGCGGCGCGCGAGCGGGACGCGGGGACCCCGGGGCAGGGGGCGCCUGGCCGGGGAGAAGCGCGGGCGGAAGCGGGGCGACCCUCGGGUCCCCCCGGCGCCCCCAGAAGCGGAGAGGGCGGCCGCGCCCGAGGAGCCGAGCUGCGAGAGGGACGCCAGGAGGACCCCAACGCCAUGCGGCCGCUCCUCGCUCUGCUGCUUCUGGGCCUGGCGGCCGGCUCGCCCCCGCUGGACGACAACAAGAUCCCCAGCCUGUGCCCGGGGCACCCCGGCCUUCCAGGCACGCCGGGCCACCACGGCGGCCAGGGCCUGCCGGGCCGAGACGGCCGCGACGGCCGCGACGGCGCGCCCGGGGCUCCCGGCGAGAAAGGCGAAGACGGGAGACCCGGGCUCCCGGGGCCCCGCGGCGACCCCGGGCCUCGGGGCGACGCGGGACCCGUGGGGGCGCCCGGGCCGGCCGGCGAGUGCUCCGUGCCCCCGCGCUCCGCCUUCAGCGCCAAGCGCUCCGAGAGCCGCGAGCCCCCGCAGUCCGACGCGCCGCUCCCCUUCGACCGCGUGCUGGUCAACGAGCAGGGCCACUACGACGCGGCCACCGGCAAGUUCACCUGCAGGGUGCCCGGCGUCUACUACUUCGCCGUCCACGCCACCGUCUACCGGGCCAGCCUGCAGUUCGACCUGGUCAAGAACGGCCAGUCCAUCGCCUCGUUCUUCCAGUUUUAUGGGGGGUGGCCCAAGCCAGCCUCGCUCUCCGGGGGUACCAUGGUGAGGCUGGAGCCGGAGGACCAGGUGUGGGUACAGGUGGGUGUGGGCGAUUACGUGGGCAUCUAUGCCAGCAUCAAGACUGACAGCACCUUUUCGGGGUUCCUGGUGUAUUCCGACUGGCACAACUCCCCCGUGUUUGCCUGAUGGUCCUGCGGAUUCGGGCUCCAAGGGGAGAAGCAGCAACAUCCUCAGGAGGGCUGGUCUCCCCCCCACCUCCGCCCCCAAGUUGUGAUGACCUCAGGGGGUGCUGAGGGACCAGGAACAAGGCUGGUGGUCCCGGUCCCCAGGGCUGAGUUUCUUCUCCCUCUGGGGUGCUGCAGCUGUUCCCUGGCCCAGGCUGCUGAGGUGGGGUGCCUGCCAAGGUGGGGUGCGCUC
This is a messenger RNA of Sorex fumeus (smoky shrew), 1317 nucleotides long. It is a transcript of the gene C1QTNF5, whose product is annotated as C1q and TNF related 5. Bases 355 to 1086 code for a protein of 243 amino acids. Lineage: Eukaryota; Metazoa; Chordata; Mammalia; Eulipotyphla; Soricidae. Gene Ontology annotation, molecular function: protein binding. The record is from RefSeq and is a predicted model, not a curated record. The transcript has 3 exons.